Messenger RNA from Hippopotamus amphibius kiboko, 2104 nucleotides. RefSeq names its product synaptogyrin 3 (gene SYNGR3). The record is from RefSeq and is a predicted model, not a curated record. The coding region runs from base 150 to 839 and encodes 229 amino acids. NCBI's taxonomy places the organism in Eukaryota, Metazoa, Chordata, Mammalia, Artiodactyla, Hippopotamidae. Gene Ontology annotation, cellular component: synaptic vesicle membrane; neuromuscular junction. The transcript is spliced from 4 exons.
UCCCGAAAGGCGGCGACGGCAGAGGCACCACUGGCAGCAUCGGCGGCAUCGGCGGCAGCAGCAGCAGCCCCGGGCGGCCUCGGGCGGGGCCGGCCCGACGGACAAACGGACAGAGGGCGCCGGGGACUCACGGCCCGCUCGGGCUGGCCAUGGAGGGAGCUUCGUUCGGCGCAGGACGCGCGGGGGCCGCCCUGGAUCCUGUGAGCUUCGCGCGGCGGCCCCAGACCCUGCUGCGGGUCGCGUCCUGGGUGUUCUCCAUUGCCGUCUUCGGGCCCAUAAUCAACGAGGGCUACGUGAACGCCGACAGUGGCCCGGAGCUGCGCUGCGUCUUCAACGGCAACGCAGGCGCCUGCCGCUUCGGCGUUGCGCUCGGCCUCGGGGCCUUCCUCGCCUGCGCCGCCUUCCUGCUGCUCGACAUGCGCUUCCAGCAGAUCAGCAGCGUCCGCGACCGUCGCCGCGCGGUGCUGCUGGACCUGGGCUUCUCAGGGCUCUGGUCCUUCCUGUGGUUCGUGGGCUUCUGUUUCCUCACCAACCAGUGGCAGCGCACGGCGCCUGGGCCGGGCGCGACGCAGGCAGGAGACGCGGCGCGGGCCGCCAUCGCCUUCAGCUUCUUCUCCAUCCUCAGCUGGGUGGCGCUUACCGUGAAGGCCCUGCAGCGGUUCCGUCUGGGCACCGACAUGUCGCUCUUUGCCACCGAACAGCUGGGUGCUGGGGCGGGCCAGACCUACCCAGGCUACCCGGUGGGCAGCGGUGUGGAGGGCACCGAGACCUACCAGAGCCCACCCUUCACCGAGACCCUGGACACCAGCCCCAAAGGGUACCAGGUUCCUGCCUACUAGUGGCCUGCAGUCCCAGACCAAGGCGCAAAGGCUGCCCCACCAAUGCAGGGUCCAAGGCCUCCUGGGACCUCCCUCAGGUCCUCCUGGCCCAGCAGCAGGGUGUGGAUGCUGUGGGCCAUCUAGGGCCAAGAGAAGUUAACCUCCAGGGUGCCUGGGCUGUGCCCAAGUUCCUCCGGUCCUUUUAGUCCCUAGUCCAGGGCCAGAGGUCCUGAGGAGGGGACAGCACAGUCCUGGGCACGUGUCCUCCAGUCUCCAGUGGACCAGCCUAGGCAGGGGGCCAUUCCCCUCAUGAGCCAGCCAGCUGGGGCUCACUUGUCCACUCUGGGGUCAGGGGUCCAGCUGCCCUCCAAAGCCAGGUGCAGGAGUUGCCCUGGACUGGGGGUGACCAGGAGAAGGGACAUUGCCCUCUCCCCAUGGCCUGGCAAGUGUGUCCACUGUUCCCCAUCCCCUGUGCCUCUGGGUAGUGGUGGUCCUUGCUCUGUCCUGGUGGUUCACCCUGUAGGGCCAGGUGCUCUGUCUGGAGCCUCCCACCAUUUCCUUUCACAGGCGCACUAGAGUAGCCCGGCCCUGUCGAUGUUGUGAUUGUGGUCAAGUAUUCAGGUUUCACCUCGUAGUUCUCCACAAGCAGCCCCUCUGUCUGUGGCCCCAGCUCCAGCCCUUACCUGCCUCGGCCUAGGCCCCUGCUGGGGUGCAGGCAGCUCUGGCCAGGAAAGCACAGCAUGGCUGUAGGCCUGGGCAUCAGUCCUCUCCCAGUCCUUCAGUAAGACCUUGCUGGGGAGGCUCCAGACAGCUGGGUGCCCUGCAAGAGACGCCCCCCACGAGGAGAGAGGCCUAGAGAUUCCACCUGUCCACCCUGCCCUGGAGACGGCCAUUCCCUACAAACCCCUUUACCUUGGCUCCCUGGACUAGUCCCUCAAAUCCCCACGUUGCACCCCAUCUUAAGGCCCAGCCCAAGGUUGGGGGUCCCUCUGCAUAGCUGAGUACUCAUGCAUCGCUCGAAGCUGGCUUUUCACAUUAAGUCAAUACCAAAUGUGGUUGCCACACUUCAUUCUUACAGACAGAUGCCUCCCUCUGGAGUUGCAGUUGAGUGACAACCCUGUACAUUGUAGCAUAGACCAAUUAUUUGUGGAUAUUUAAGUGAACAUGUUUACAAUUUUUGUAUAUAUGGAUCUUUCCCUCCCUCUUCUGAAAGAACAAUCCGUGAUUGUGUAUUUUCAGUGUCCCAUGUCCAACUGCAACUUCUUUACAAUAAAGACUGUAAAUGA